Molecule: messenger RNA, 1629 nt
Organism: Zea mays
Lineage: Eukaryota; Viridiplantae; Streptophyta; Magnoliopsida; Poales; Poaceae
Product: aspartic proteinase Asp1
Exons: 8
Coding region: 161-1408 (415 amino acids)
Biological process (GO): proteolysis
Molecular function (GO): aspartic-type endopeptidase activity
Source: RefSeq, marked validated
CACCUGAUACGGAGCCAAGUUUUUUUCUCGUUCCUCUCUUCUCCUGCUUUCUAAGUCCAGUCUCCCGGGCAGAAGAGGCACGAGAGGAAGGUGGGGAAGGAAACCACAGCCGCUUCUGGCGGGCGCUCACCCUGCCCCUUCCACCUCGCCUCGCCUCGCAAUGGAGGUUUCCAGGUGGACCCCGGCGGCCGGCCUCCUGCUCCUGUUGCUCCUCCCGCUCGCGGCCACCCCGUCACGCGCCGCCACGAUGGCGAGAUCGCCGUCGUCGUCCACUGCCGUGUUCCAGCUCCAGGGAGACGUAUACCCCACCGGCCACUACUAUGUCACGAUGAACAUUGGGAACCCAGCGAAGCCCUACUUCCUGGACGUGGACACUGGCAGCGAUCUCACCUGGCUGCAGUGCGACGCACCCUGUCGGAGUUGCAACAAGGUGCCACAUCCCUUGUAUCGACCAACGGCAAACCGCCUUGUACCGUGUGCAAACGCACUCUGCACUGCACUUCACAGCGGACAGGGCUCUAAUAACAAGUGCCCUUCACCAAAACAAUGCGACUAUCAGAUAAAGUACACCGACAGUGCAUCUUCUCAGGGUGUGCUGAUCAACGACAGCUUCUCACUGCCCAUGAGAUCCUCCAACAUUCGUCCUGGCCUCACAUUUGGCUGUGGAUAUGACCAGCAAGUGGGGAAAAAUGGCGCUGUGCAGGCAGCGAUUGACGGCAUGCUUGGGCUCGGGAGGGGAUCAGUUAGCCUUGUUUCACAGCUCAAGCAGCAAGGGAUCACCAAAAAUGUCGUCGGCCAUUGCCUAAGCACGAAUGGAGGGGGGUUCCUCUUCUUUGGGGAUGAUGUUGUGCCUUCAUCACGUGUAACUUGGGUGCCGAUGGCUCAGAGGACAUCUGGGAACUACUACUCACCUGGCUCAGGAACACUGUACUUCGAUAGACGUUCACUAGGCGUGAAGCCAAUGGAGGUGGUAUUUGACAGUGGUAGCACCUAUACUUAUUUUACUGCUCAACCAUACCAAGCUGUUGUUUCUGCGCUCAAAGGUGGUCUCAGCAAAUCACUUAAACAGGUGUCAGAUCCCACUCUGCCUCUGUGCUGGAAAGGGCAGAAAGCAUUCAAAUCUGUGUUUGACGUCAAGAAUGAAUUCAAGUCAAUGUUUCUGAGCUUUGCCAGUGCCAAGAAUGCCGCCAUGGAGAUCCCACCUGAAAACUACCUCAUUGUCACAAAAAAUGGAAAUGUGUGCCUGGGCAUUCUUGAUGGAACGGCUGCCAAGCUGAGUUUCAACGUAAUUGGAGACAUCACGAUGCAGGAUCAGAUGGUGAUCUAUGACAACGAGAAAUCGCAGCUGGGAUGGGCGCGUGGGGCAUGCACUAGGAGCGCCAAGUCUAUUCUGUCUUCCUUUCCCUGAGCUCAGUUCUAUGUACUUCUGAUAGAGUUUAAGAAAAUCACUAUAUCAAACCUCCUCGCAAUGCAUGAAUUUCCUAACUGAAGAGGGAGGGAGAGAGAGAGAGAGAAUGUUCCUGUUUAUGUAGAGAUGGAGUCCAAAAUUUGUGUGCCUGAUGAGUUCUUCCCCAUAUGAUAUUAACUGAAAUAGUAUAUCAAUUGAAUGUAUUACAUUUUAAGUUUUAA